ACAGCUCACUGUUUCUCGGAAGUCUAGUCCGAACAAGAUGUCUUUGAAGCCCCUUCUGUUGCUCGCGGUAACUUUGGUGGCAACAAAUGCCCAACAACAGCCAGAUCCUAAGGUGAUAGAAAUGCUUGAACAGAGGAACUGGAAAAAGUAUACACAAGAAGUCGGGCUUGAGGCUUUCAAAUGGACUGCUAGCGUAUCAGGACAACUCUAUAAUGAAUCAGCAUGGUUGUCCGAGAGAAACAAUAUUGUCGCAAUGAAAUCCCGGGAUAGAGAUAUCAGGAAGAAGGGAUACGAGAUAGUUGAUUUUAUGACCGACCUUGCAACGGGAGAAGUGGCGAUUCGAAUCAGGGUUCCUACCUCAAUUACCGCCCUUCCAGCUUCCAUGGUUGAUCCACAGAUGACUAGACGAGAGAAGAGACAGAAACUCAGAGACCUGGUUAAAGACAGAGAUCGAAUGUGCUUCAUUCAUUCAGAUCCAAGACUUACUCUCGCAGCUGUCAAGGCCGAGCUCCAGAAACGUUCUACUGGCGGUUCAGUCCAAAUGGGCAUUCCUCAACACUUUACUGUAAAAGAGAAAAACCGCAUCUUAACACAGAAUCUUAAAAGUCCGCUAAUCACUAGUUUCUGUACAAGGUCUGCUGAACACAAUAAUAACUUCAGACUUGAAAAAGGUGCUCCUGUCGCAACCCCAACUUCAACUUACCAGGAAGUGAAAUUCAUGGGUCAGAUAGACACAGCGCAGGCUCGGGCAUCAGUUCCAUAUACCUUACACAUUGAACAACAAAUUAUGAAUGGUGUCACGUCAGAGCCGGUUUAAUUUAGAAAACUUUUUACAAGCAAUCGUACCAAUGUUGAAAAAUGAAAAAUGAAGUUAGAUUAUAAUUCUACCAAAUCAACUGCAUACUGAGGUAUCACAUGCCCUCACCACCCACCCUAUUUUGGGCUGGGAGAUUGGAAUAUUUCCUUUACAUUGUAUUAAAACAUUGUUCAUUAUUGUUGCUUUAAAUGCUGAAUCACGUGAUGACCUACAUCUCUUUAUCUCAUCUGAAAUAAAUGAAAAAAAA
Messenger RNA from Saccostrea echinata, 1064 nucleotides. RefSeq lists its product as uncharacterized. NCBI's taxonomy places the organism in Eukaryota, Metazoa, Mollusca, Bivalvia, Ostreida, Ostreidae. The transcript is spliced from 5 exons. The record is from RefSeq and is a predicted model, not a curated record. Bases 38 to 817 code for a protein of 259 amino acids.